This is a messenger RNA of Lasiodiplodia theobromae, 1335 nucleotides long. Its product is annotated as Monooxygenase FAD-binding protein. The record is from RefSeq and is a predicted model, not a curated record. Gene Ontology annotation, molecular function: FAD binding. The transcript has a single exon. Gene Ontology annotation, biological process: secondary metabolite biosynthetic process. The coding region runs from base 1 to 1335 and encodes 444 amino acids. Lineage: Eukaryota; Fungi; Ascomycota; Dothideomycetes; Botryosphaeriales; Botryosphaeriaceae.
AUGACCACCACCACCACCCCAACAACCCCCAACCUCCACAUCGCCAUCCUCGGCGCCGGCAUCGGCGGCCUCGCCCUCGCCAUCAGCCUGUCCAAACACUCCAGCCUCUCCAUCACCCUCUACGAGUCCUCUCCCGCCUUCUCCGCGCUCGGCGCGGGCAUCGGGUUUGGCCCCAACACGCUUUCUGCCAUCGCGCUCAUCGACGCGCGCUUCCGGGAGCAGUACGAGCGCGCCGCGACGGCCAACGCGCGGGCGGAGUUCGCGCACAGCAUCUACGAUGCGUUGUACGCGGAGCCAGGGUUUGGGGAGAAGCGAGGGUGGACGCGCGGGCUGGUCGGGGCGCCGUAUUUCGUGCGGAGUAGCGCGCAUCGGAAGGAUUUGUUGGAGAUUAUGGCGGGGUUGGUGCCGGGGGAGGUGGUGAGGUUUGGGAAGAGGGCGGUUGAGGUGACGGAGGAGGAGGUUGGGGGGAGGAAGAAGGUUGCUGUGAGGUUUGAGGACGGGGAGGUGGGGGUGUUUGAUGCGGUUGUGGGGUGUGACGGGGUGAAGGGGAUGACGAGGCAGGCGGUGCUGGGGGACGUUGCGCCGGAGGAGGUGCCGCCGACGUACUGCGGGAUGUACGUCUACCGCGGCGUCAUUCCGAUGGAUGAGGCGAAGGAGAUUCUGGGAGAGCAUGCGGGGGAUGCGAAGUGGUUCAUGGCGGAAGGAAAGGGCGUCGUCAUCUACCCCAUCUCGAAAGGCAAGGAAGAGAACUUCGUCUUCUUCGUCAAAGACGACGAUCCGUGGGCGCGAGGGGACUCGGCGGUGCCUUGCACCACGGAAGAGAUGAGGGCCGACUUGCCCGAGUUCGACCACCGGCUUCUGAAGAUUCUGGACUGGGCCAUGCCGCUGCGGUGGCCGACGUGGCACCAUCCCGAAACCUCGACCUACUACAAAGGACGGCUCUGUUUGCUCGGGGACGUUGCUCACGCAAUGAGCCCGCAUCAAGCUGCCGGCGCUGGCCAGGCGUUGGAGGAUGCUGUUGUUCUCGCCCACCUGCUGGCUUUGGUCAAGACCCCGGAGGAACUGGGGCCUGCUUUUCAGGUGUACGACGCGAUUCGUCGACCACGAGCGCAGAAGGUUGUGACGACGAGCCUUGCGGCCGGGAUUAUCAAACUCUGGCUUGACCCUGAGCUGGGCAGUGAUAUGGAGAAGAUUGUGGAAAACGGCAAUGAGAGUUUGCACUGGAUAUGGCAACACGAUAUCUUGGCAGACCUCAGGGAAGCAGAGGACCAGUUCUAUAGACUAGUAGAACAUGGUAGGACGGGACCCAUCGAAGUCACCAUGUCAAAGGUGUGA